GUUUCUUGGUGGCAGAAACAUCUAAGUGCUAACUUUUGCAGACUGUCAUCAUGUCAGCCAACAAUAUAAAGACUUAGAGCAUUGUUUUCUUCUUCACGUCACUAGCGCCAUUUCCUCGCCACAACGCCUGUGGUCCUACAUCAAGAUCAAGGAAACACCCUGAAAGCCAAAAUCAAACAAAAUGGGCAAUCAGUUAAGUGCUUCUUGUCCCUGCGCUGAGCCGCGGGCCAAACCCCUGUCACGACCAGCCGCAUUGUUGGUGCUCUCAGCUGUAACCCGCAACCGAGUCGAUAUGAUACGAGCAGGCUUGUCUCUGGUGCCUGCCAAGCUGCCGGUUUUUGUCCUAUUGCUGCGAUCGGGUUCAUCUAGUACAGCUAUGCUUGGUACGCCUGCAGGUGUAGGUGUAAACCCCACGAACUCUCAACAACAAGGCCUGUUCGAGUGGGUUAGUGCCAUUUACGCUACAGCCCAAGAAGUUCAGCGCGAUGUGACUCUGCUGUGCGGGAACCUCAAAGCAGCCGCUAUGCUGAAAAGUAGGAAGAUGGGGAAUACUUAAGGCUCUUCUUGGUUUGAAUAACUUCUGUUGAACUAGAGCGAGAAAAUAGAAUUCGAAAGCAUAUCGUAGCGUCUCACUCUCAUUGGGCUGAGCGCGAGCAGUGGACUUUUUCCAGACGAUCAUACUCACAAGACUUGCGAACUUUUUCGCUCUUGCUACAAAUAGACUCGCCUUGCAGCUGCUCCUACAAAUAGGCCUACUCUAAUCCAUCAUCGACACGCUAUCAAGCGACGAGAUGAGACUCGUCUUGCCUCGCGACUUGGAGAUCGCUUCUCUGGUCUGCGAUCGAUCCAUCUGCGAACAGCAAAACGAAUUGGAAAGCAACAUCUGCGCCGAGCUUCGCACUGAAUAUCUAGACCUUGCGUCUCUGGAAAAUGCUUCUGGAUCCUGUGGUGUGGAGGCAAGCAGUGCUGACUUUGAUUAUGAUAAACUUGAGCUUGUCUCUAGUUGCAACUUCAGGAGCGUGUGGAGUUUCUUCAACUACAUUGGGCUUGCAAUGUUUACCGCGAUACAUACAUAGAUAGGGGUAGAGAGCCUGGGUGUAUUCUGUUUUGCUGUCUGUCUACAUUUUCUUGUGGCUGCGUACUGCGUAGAAGUCACUUUCUAACUCCCCUUCUCUUCCCGUCUAGCAGAAUCGCUUGAUGUGCAGUUCUUUGGGUCACGAGCGGACUCAAGUGCGGCAUCGUCGCCUGCCUCUACGCCUCCCCCAGAGCAAGUGGAUGGACCCACCGACUACUUUGGUGUCUGUUGUGGUGGUACCUUUGACGCUUUGCAUUUUGGCCACAAGAUCCUCCUCACUGAAGCCUUGCUGCUCGCGCGCAGUCGGUUGGUCAUCGGAUUGGCGGAUGGCUUGUUGUUGAAGCGGAAAACGUUGAAGGAAUUGAUUGCGCCUGCAAGUGAACGAAAGCGGUUGUUGAGGGACUUCCUAGAAACUGCUUUGCCAGAAGCGAAGUUCUGUCCUCUUGGUGAGGGUGGCAACGAUCCGUCACUCUCUGUAGAAAUAGCCUUGAUCAAUGAUCCAGCAGGGCCCGCGGCUACUGAUGCAGGUUUGAACUGCAUCGUUUUGAGUGCGGAGUCAGCGAAAGGAGGCGCACUCGUCAACGAGGAACGAGCGAAAAAUAGACUACAACCGUUGGAGCAACAUUUGAUUUUAGGACUAAAAGUAGCGACUUCAGUGCUCGCGUUUUGAGUGAAGCCUUCGAUUUGAGAAAGUUCUAUCGCGAUAUGAAUGGCGUCUGCCAGACGAUCACGUCUUACAUUACUACACCUACGGACUUUCUGACGAUCUGUAUCUAUUCUCAGUAGGCACUUCUUGGCCUUUGCUUCUAAUCCCUAACGGUGGCAACCUAUUGCCGGAUCCUCGCUCAGGUGCUGGAGAGGAGGGGAAGACAUCAAGUAGUGGCCAGAGGAUGCGACUGCUGGGAACGCUAAGGCGGCCACAGGUCAGAGAGGUGCAGCAGUAUGGUGCCAUGUUCGAGCGUUUUGUUCUUCCGAGACUAAAAAAGGGCUCAGCAACUAGCAACAGCAAAGCCACGACGGCGGAGACAGCAGGAAUUUUAUGGUGACGAUGAUGAGAAAGAGAAGACUCUACUGCCCGAAAAUGACCUUCAUCAAUUACAGGGAAAUACUCCAACUCCAGAUAGGCUUAGUCUUAGCCAUCCGUAAGCUACGGAUGAAAAUACUAGUUAGUUACUUACGACCCUCUUCCACUAAUCUCAGCUCCUGACGGAAGUCAACAGGGAGAGCCUGACGAGGAGAGCUCCCCGACGCAUGUGCAAGAACAGGAGUACGACUCAACGACCGACUUUGAGCAGAACAAGAGCUCAGGAGAGGAAGAGUCUGUCUCAGUUGUGAAUGCAGCACUAGGCGCUACGGCGCUAGGUGUGGACCAAACGCAAGCCCAGCAAAGUCUCUCUGGGGGACUUGGCUUCAGCUCUUCGCCUUAUGUCAUUGGGCUGACAGGCGGAAGCGGUAGUGGGAAAAGCAGUAUCUGUCGCUGGUUGGAGCAAGAUCAUGCUAAGGCGUUCUCGUUUUAAAGAUAGAUCCAUAGCGGUUGUGACAAUGUAGAAUAUGCGUCAGCUCCUAGCAUCUUUACGUAAGAUACCGUCCUUCCCUCCUAUCCUCAAGGGUGUUUCAAUAGUAUUUGUCUCUCAUGGAAUGCUUUCACAUCCUUGACAUCUCGUGUGCUUCAGGAGAGGGUCUAAUCCAGGCGCAAUUGUUAUCGACUGCGAUAAGCUGGGACAACAAGCAUACGCCAAGCCCAAUAGCCCUUGUUGGAAAGAUCUUGUGGAUUUUUUUGGUGCCGAUAAUAUCCUAGACCCUGAGUCGAACCUGGUGGAUCGCAGGAAAUUGGGCGGGAUUGUGUUCGCCGACAAAACGAAGCUGGAGGUAUUUACUCUCCGUUGGUAUAGUUGGCGCAGUCAGCUGCACUAUGCUACGGAUGCGGGGCACAGGAGGUGGGGACGACUUCCGCGGGGCACAGGGGGAGCGGCAGCAGUGGCGUAGCGCGACAAGGAUGCGGCCGCCCUUUAUCAGUCGCAGCCGGGAAAGGCGGAAGAACUGGGGGCAAGGGUGAGCGCUGCAGGCUUUGUCAUGGCUCUGACAGUACGGGCGAUCGAGGUUGAAUAGCAAAGUCCGGCCGCGGUGGCGUCUGAUCCUCCGGAGUUUGCCAGGAAGUGGCACGCCGGCGCCUGUCUUUCUCGCGCCACUGGUUCUGCCGCGGUGCUCUCUAUCUCUCUGCGGGAAAGCCGCACAGGGGUGCCCCCGUUGUCUCAGGUCAGUCUUGCAACGGAUUCCGCCACCGCGGCUACGAACCAGGUAGCGGCCACUGGGCGCGCACAUAUCAGGCGGGCAGCUUGCUUGGCUGCCAAGCGUUCGAAGGGGUGGCGCCUGCGCUUUUCUUUGAGGUGGAGGGGCGUCCCGGCGCUGUCCCGCACGGAGACGCAGGCGGAGCGCUCGACGCAUGCCAAUGCCGGACGGCGCGGCCGAUUGUGGUUUGGCGGGUGUCGUGGCGGAUGGUGCGCGGCUCCUCUUGUAGGGCCUGCGGGCAAGCGCCGCGGGGGACGCCGUGCGCGGGCUCUGGGUCGGAUGCCGUGGCAGCUUCGCGGGUGUGAAGCAAAUGGGAGAGGUCUCGGACGUUCUUGCAGGGGUAGAGAUUGUCGAGGUACUUGAAUCCGAGCGCCGGCACCUUUUGCGUUUUGCCGGCGGCGUGGGCCGUUUCGCUGAUCGUCGGGCCGCCCGCCCACUGACUUCGUGAGCCGACAAGCGGCCGGCGUGCAAAUACAUCACGACGGACGACGCGCCCGCUCGUGGCAGCGCUCUCUCUUAAUUUUAGGCCCAUGCAUCGAGCACGUGACCACCGUGGAAGGAGAAAACUUCGCAAAAAUAGCGCGCAGAUAGUGCAGGAACUUGCUCAAAGGUGUAAGCUUCUCCAGGCCGCGGGCUACUGGGCCGGGUAAAGUGAAGCAAGAGCCUGGGGCCCGUCUGGUGCCACGCUUGGGGCCCCUUGUUGUCUGUUGCUCGCAGGCAGGGCACCACUUGGACCAGGGGCGCGCGGCCUCGCCCAAGGUGAAGCGAAAGGGGCAGGGGGACGAAGGGGGCAAGGCGCUAGGGCACACGCCAGCGGCCCGCAGGGGGGGCGGCAGAGCUUUUGGGGAGAAGCUGCCCGCCCAACGUCGGGGGAAGGGUUCGCCUUGCCUUCGCUGUCUAGCGUGGUGGGCAAGUUAUUAGCUUGCGCCAAUGAAAUGGGCCAGCUUUGGAGCAGUGUCACCGAGGCAGCAGGGCGGUGGUGGAUGCGCGGCGCUGGCAAAUUGUGGGGGCGCUGAUGCGUUGGCGCUCCCGUUUCCGGCUCGCGCCGGUCGCGGGCGCUGGCUUCCCCGGAGGCUGACAGCAACCAAGGCACGCCACGAAGUGGCGCCCAGGGGUGGAAUAGAGACCAGUAAAGAAAGGCUGUCGCGCAGCUUGUUGCGACUUCCUCGUAGUUUUUGUGUCGCUUUUUCGUCGUGUGCUUUUUCUUGGGCUCGGAUCAUGCUUGCGGCGCUCAUGGGUUUUUUCGAGAAGGUCCGCACAUUGGCGGGCGGUGUUCGUUGUCUUGUGCGUGCUUGUGGUCUAGUGUCACUGCUGUGGGGCCUCUAGCUCUCGCUCCCCAGCUUUCCAAAUCGUAAAACAAACAGACAAUAGCCACUAGUACUUGAAUUAUUGCACUUCCCACAGGCACUGAACGGAAUAGUGUGGCCACACAUUCAGCGCAUGGCCUACGAUGAAAUGUCCCAGCGUCUCGAAGCCGCGGCAGAGAAAGGUAGUCACCCUCCUGAGCUCUUUUACUUUAGAGAAAAUAAGAUCGAUGCCACGCAAACAACACUGAGAGUGAGGCGUGUCUGUAUGUCUGAGCAACACACCUCGCAGAGCUGUCUCCUCAAUGGUUUGCGCCCAGUAGGUACGUAGUUUUUCCAAAUAUGGUUUCUAUGAACUGAGUAAACAACGCCCACGAUUAAUCUUUGAGUACCUCAGUCAGCCUUUCUUUUGCACCAGAUUCCUACUACACGUCUCCGAACACUGGCGCUUCGCCAGCCACUGCAGACCCGAAACAAGAGCCAAGUCCACUUACUGCUUUCAAGCAGUCACUUUUCCAAUCCGAACCGGAUACACUUUAUGACGCAGAAGACUGUCGAUUUUAGAACUUUGACUCUCUCGAUGUUGUAGCGAAAUUAUACUUUUAGGAAGGAACAAAUAGAGACUACUAUAACUUAAGUCUAGGUAGUAAGAUGCACAUCUUCACUCCCAAGAAGACGCUCUUCUACUGCCACUAAAGGAACAACAAAAAUCGCCCCCCCCCUACCUAUCUUCAUUCUGUCCUCAGCCACAGUGGCGGUUCCGGUUCAAGGCCAGUUGUCGUCUUCGAUGCCGCGGUCCUCCUAGAAGCUAAAUGGGCCUGCGACGAAGUGUGGGUUGUAUUCGUGUCUAGAGAAGAGCAAAUUCGAAGAAUCGUGGAUCGGGACUCUAAAUCUGAAGAGUUAUGGGGAGUUGAUAUUUGAGGGUUAGAAGAUACUAAGUAGUUUGGUAUCUGAGGAGUUAAGGUCCAUACUUUUCAUACGGAAACUUUGAUCCGUGUUUUUGUGAUCCACCUUGUUUGAGAGCAUCGAGCAUUCUAUACAAGUCAGUCACUGUCGCGGGAUCCUGCUUCUUGUUUCGAUGCGGAUAUGUCACUCAUUCUAUGUGCACUUAGUACUACUCAAAACUAUUUAGUCUACCUCCAGCACUAGCUAUCUCUAUACCUCCAAGUGUAACAAACUUCUUUUCUACGACACUGACUUGAUUUCGCUAAACCACGAAGCAGCAAAGCGUAUUGACAGCCAGAUGGCCUUGGAUGAGCGGAUGAAGCACGCGGACGUUUUGCUGAGUACGGAAUUUGAGCCUGAGGUGACACGAAGCAUCGUGAAAAAAGCCGCAGACUCCCUUAGGAAACGGAUUGCGAUGAGCCAGUAGUUCUUUCUUGUAGGCUUUUUCGGGGAGUGAAGCAGGGUUUUUCGAGUGGUCAAGACUCAAGGGCAACUUGUCAAGGUCAAGAUUGAAAGUAUACCAUUCUGUUCGUGAAUGACUCUCGGGGAAAUAAACCUGAAGGAAUCGAUGGCUGAUGAUCGCAGCAAAGACUAUUCGCAAAGCCAUGAUGUGUUGUCAAUGUCAUGGAAGCGAAGGCAAUUUCCCUCAUGUCGUCAGGAGACAGGAUAGGCCAUGACGCGAAUUUUGGAACGCGUCGUGUCGUCUUGUUAAUGAAAUGUACUCAGAUGGGAA
Molecule: messenger RNA, 6346 nt
Organism: Amoebophrya sp. A25
Lineage: Eukaryota; Dinophyceae; Syndiniales; Amoebophryaceae
Source: the annotation of a GenBank genome assembly